GGGGAGAAGUGGCCUUUCGAUAAAGCUUGUUGUCUUCCCCAGUUAGACAUAAGCAGGAAGUUUCUCAACCCCCUGACGGACUUUGCAAUCGGAGAACUUAUUUCCCUUUUCUCCCAACAGUUUGAAAUCUGCAGCAGAAAUGGCUCUGCGAGGCUUCCAAGUCUCUGUUAUGUUUCAGCUCCUCUGGGCUUGCUGUGAUGUCGCAGAAGGCUGCACCGUGACAGUUGCAGAAGAACAUGCACGUAGCGAGUGCCAGGUGUCGGAUAACAUUACCUUGUCGUGCGAAUUCACAUACAACAACUGCAAAAUGCUAGGGGAAACUUACUGGUUUCGCUGCCUCGUUUCUCAUUGUGAGAAGAUCUGCGACAAACCCUGCGUAAAUGGGCGGUUUAAAGUGCUGGCCAACCGGACUGUGCAAAGUGUUACAACAAAAACCGUGCUGCACAUAGACAACGUACACGCUAACGACAGUGCCAUAUACAUCUGUGGUGCAAGAGACAGCAACUUCCGUGACAUCGGAUCAAAAGCCAUGGGGCAAGGGACUACACUGGUAGUAAAAGAUGAAGCACAAAGCAUUGUCACAACUGGAUGUGUUGUCCUGAUCGUCUUCUGUGUGCUGCUCUUACUAUACAACAUUGCUGUAUUUUCCAUUUAUGCUUUUAGAUCAAAGCUGAAAAUGUUUAAGGAACCAAAAACAGAAGAGGCUGGAAGUACAAAUAAAAGUUACAGACGGCAACGGAUUUUUCAAGCAAUAGCACAGGAAUAUCACAAAAGAUACCCGAGAAAAUCAAUGAGUCCGAAUUCUACAAGAGUUGAUGAUGCCAUCUACCAGAACACACAGGGCCCCUAGUUAAAGAAACACAGACACAGCACUUUGUGAGCUCUCUUUAAGACUAUAUUUUUACAGGACUGGGCUGUAUUAUUAAAGCCUGAAAAAGUUGUGUGGGAAGAUAAAGAGUCUAAAGAUGACCUGGAUUUUGUGAAAAAACCAAAACAGAAUAUUAUUUCUGUAUCUUCCCCUAUUAUUUCUGUAUAUUAUAACAAUAGUAGUUUUUAAACAGUAUUUUGGCUGUAAAUGUUUUGUGUAGUCAACCAACACAUGUAAAAAAAAGUUUUCUUUGAAGUGUAUGUCCUGCUUUUAUGGCAGUGUGCAGGUCUUGCAGUGUUGUAUAGAAAAUUAGGUUGAAAAAAAGGCACAAGUCCAUCAAGUUCAACCUUUUAAGUCUAUAUAUGACCAGCCUAACUGAUAGUUGAUCCAGAGGUGUUGUGGUAAAGGAAAGCAUUGUUAAAGUAGAAGGAAAGUAAUUUGGCACCAAAUGUUAGGCACCCCCAAGUGAUUGUCUUUACUUACCUUACACCCC
Messenger RNA from Xenopus laevis (African clawed frog), 1361 nucleotides. Its product is annotated as immunoglobulin superfamily member 6. The record is from RefSeq and is a predicted model, not a curated record. Lineage: Eukaryota; Metazoa; Chordata; Amphibia; Anura; Pipidae. Bases 140 to 850 code for a protein of 236 amino acids. The transcript is spliced from 6 exons.